Messenger RNA from Porites evermanni, 810 nucleotides. Lineage: Eukaryota; Metazoa; Cnidaria; Anthozoa; Scleractinia; Poritidae. The record is from the annotation of a GenBank genome assembly.
AAAGAAGAAAGAUUCUGGUUUGCAGCUUCCGUCAUUGAGAUUAUUGUCGUCUUUUUACUGAACGCUUUCACACUCGCCAUCUACACAAGAACCUGUCACCUGCGCAAGCGCAGUACAUUCCUGAUUAUAAAUCUUACUGUGACUGAUUUACUGGUGGGAGCAGUGGUUGGACUUUUGCCAAUACUAGAACCAGAUAACGAUAAGAGGGACCAGGAACAGGCUUUCAGCUGGCAAUCAUUCGUGUAUUGGACAUUGACACACCUAUCCCCAGUUGCUUCGUUAGCUAAUAUUUCACUUAUCUCGUUAGAGAGGUUACACGCAACAGUUUUCCCCUUUAGGCAUUGUCUUGUUGGAAAACGUGUUUACCUCACGAUUAUUUUGUGCAGUUGGUCGUUCGCCUUAACUUUAUCAUCUGUGAGCGCUCUUCUUUAUUUGCGCACAUCGCUAGCGUUUCUGUAUGCAUUUGCAACUUACACUUUCCUUAUUGUUGUAAUUAUCACACUUUCAAAUGUUAUAAUCAUCUCAACUGUAAAAAACAAUCCCCUCUCCCCUAAUGCUGGACCAGCUCUUUCAACAGAAAGGAAGCUGACGGUGACUUUAUUAAUAGUUACUGUAGUCUCUUUUCUGACCAUUCUGCCUUGGGUAAUUUGGAAUGUUAUCGCCCACCGCAUAAUUAAGAGUCAAUUAUGUCCUGCAGUCUUUUUCCGUAUCAGUAAGUCGUUUUUUGCACUGUAUCUUUUCAAUUCUAUGGUUAAUCCCCUAAUAUAUGCAGUAAGAAUGCAAGAAUUUAGGAAAGCAGCCAGAAAACUU